Molecule: messenger RNA, 3779 nt
Organism: Tympanuchus pallidicinctus (lesser prairie-chicken)
Lineage: Eukaryota; Metazoa; Chordata; Aves; Galliformes; Phasianidae
Gene: PLD5
Product: phospholipase D family member 5
Exons: 10
Coding region: 282-1688 (468 amino acids)
Molecular function (GO): catalytic activity
Source: RefSeq, a predicted model, not a curated record
UUUAGUGGAUAUAAAAAAAACAAGUGUCAAGAAGCAAAACAUUUUCAUGAAGCAUUCGCUGUGAAAAUCCUGCAACUUCUUAUUGCAAACCUCUUUAUUGCUUGGAUUGGCUGAUUUCCAGAGCAUCAAGACUAGGAAUUGAGGGACUGAAAUAUAAUCAGUGGUGAUACAUUUUAACCACAUAAAACAUUCUCUGCUUCCAAAGCCUCCAGUGUCUCUAGUAAGCAGUACAACAGCUCCUUGCUGGGAGACUCCAGGGACGUGGAAAAUAUUGGAUCAAAAUGUCCCAGCAAAGAUGCAUUGUGAUCUUUGCACUGGUAUGCUGCUUUGCAAUUCUCGUUGCACUGAUAUUUUCGGCAGUGGAUAUUAUGGGAGAAGAUGAGGAUGGACUCUCGGAGAAGAACUGUCAAAAUAACUGUCGGGUUGCUCUUGUGGAAAAUAUUCCUGAAGGGAUCAACUAUUCAGACAGUGCACCAUCCCACUUGUCUCUUUUCCAAGGCUGGAUGAAUUUGCUUAAUAUGGCUGAAAAGUCUGUUGACAUAGUAUCUUCCCAGUGGGACCUCAAUCACAGUCAUCCAUCAGCAUGCCAGGGUCAACGUCUUUUUGAAAAAUUGCUUGAACUGGCAUCCCGAAAUAUUGAGAUAAAACUAGUGAGCGACAUACUGCCUGUGGAAUCAAAAGUAUUAAACGACUUGAAAUCCAAGGGUGCUGAAGUGCUAUAUAUGAACAUGUCAGCGUAUAAUGAAGGACGCCUUCAGUCAUCUUUCUGGAUUGUAGAUAAACAGCACGUGUACAUUGGAAGUGCAAGCCUGGACUGGAGAUCAUUGGGACAGAUGAAAGAACUUGGUGUCAUCGUGUACAACUGCAGCUGCCUGGUCCUGGAUUUACAAAGGAUAUUUGCCCUGUACAGUUCCUUAAAAUACAAGAAUAAAAUACCUCCAAGUUGGUCUAAGAGACUUUAUGGAGUCUACGAUACUCAAAACAAACUGAUGCUGCAGCUGAAUGAGACAAAAUCAGAAGCUUUUGUGUCGAAUUCACCUAAACUCUUCUGCCCAAAGGACAGAGUCCUGGAUAUUGAAGCUAUAUACAAUGUUAUCGAUGAUGCCAAACAGUUUGUAUACAUAGCUGUCAUGGACUACUUGCCGAUCGUCAUUGACACAAAUGCUAAACGAUACUGGCCAUUUCUAGAUGGGAAGAUAAGAGAAGCAUUAGUUUUACGAAGUAUUAAAGUACGACUCCUCAUAAGUUUCUCAAGAGACACAGAUCCUCUUACUUUCAACUUUGUUUCAUCUCUCAAAGCUAUCUGCACUGAAGUUCCAAGCUGUAGUUUGAAAGUUAAAUUCUUUGACCUCGAGGAAGAGGGUGCGUGCUUUCUCAAAGAUCAGAAGAACACUUCCCUUCCAAAACUAAACCGUAACAAAUACAUGGUGACUGAUGGAGCUGCGUACAUUGGUAAUUUUGAUUGGGUAGGAAAUGCUUUUACGCAGAACGCUGGAGCAGGCCUCGUUAUCAACCAAGCAGACGCGGGGAACAGCACGAGCAUCAUAAAGCAACUCAAGGCUGUUUUUGAAAGAGACUGGUAUUCACAUUAUGCCAAAAGUUUACAACCAACAAAAAUGCCAAACUGUUUUAAUCACAAACUCAGUAAAGCAACAUCAAAUAAGACUGCCAUGAGCAAUGUGAACUAGAGAGACUAUUUUACUGUUUAGUAUGGCGAUGAAGAAUUACACUGGGGUGUAGCCCUCUUUCAUAUUUACAGACAAAAGACUUCAGCAAAAAAAAAAAAAAAAAAGUUUGGUUCGGGGGGUGAUUGUUUUUAGGAAAAAGCACACUUAUAUAAAAACUGUCUAAAAUAUAUUCUCUAUUGAUUUGGGACUUUCAAGGUUUGUUACUUCUGACACUGAAUGUCAUUUCUGCUUCCAUGUUAAUUUUUAUGUUCCUCGUUUGAACUUAACAGAAACAGAAGAAUUGACUCAUACUGUUUUAAGAAUUCCCCUAAUUGCCAUCCAGGCUAGACAAACCUUUGGCAGAACUGAGAUCCUGGCUAUGAAAUGGCAUUCUAAGAUCAGUUACUAUUGAUGUACAAGUAGUGGUAGGUUUACUAUAUUAGAAAAGAUAGCAGAGUAAGGAUAUAUUCACUAUUUAAACAAUUCCCUCUAAAUAAACAUCCAGUCAUACAAGUUUUUCCUAGUUUUCAGCAUUUAGUGUGAGCAUCACUCCUGUGUGUUUUCUAAAUAGCCUUAAAUUACAUUUGAGUUCUGUAACUGGUAAUUUAUUCAUCUCUAAGGGGACAAGGGUUUUGAGGGAUUAAGGUUGACCCAAUCAAAUUUAUUAGAAUCCCUGGAACCUCUCAGUUAAAUCUUAAUUUUCAAUAGUAUAACAUAGAUUCCUUUCAACAUAACUGCUAUUUAUAAUUACAAUAGUAUAUAACAAUGUAAAUCUCUUUAGUAAAAGCAAAGAUCGAGGAUUGAUUUUUCUUGCAAUCUCAAGAAAAAAUUUUAAUAUUCAUCAAGUGCAGGCCAGCAGUUGCUUGCUGAAUCAUUUUCAGACAACUUUAUGUAUACUUUUUUUUUUUUUAGUUAGGAUAGUAAAAGGUUCUGCAAAAAAUGCAAGAAUUGUUUAAUUUCAUACUUCUUUUUCCCCUUCACAUCAAUAAAAAACAUGUGAAAUGUUUUUUUUUUUUUUUUAAUGUCAUCCAUAUAUUUAGAAAUAUCAGUCUAAAAGAAAUGUGAUGCUUUCAUUUAGGCCCCAGUUUCAGCUGGCAUUAAUGGUGUCCUUCUACAACCAUGACUCAGCUGCACUAAGAUGCAACUGUUCUGCAAAAGUGUGAAUUUGCUCUUUAAAAAAAAAGGUAUUAAUGUCCAACAAGAGAAUUUUCUCCAGCCCCAUAAUAGCUUAGUUUCUUAAUGAAAACCCCUAUCCUCUGCUGAAGGAAUCCAGCUGCAAAAGCAAACUGCAUUCUUCAUUUUGUUGAAAAUGUACUGUAUUCAAAAUGCAGACUGUUCUUACCAUGCUGAAGGUUACAGAAGGGACUAUCUGAAAGCUGUGGGUUAACUGAAAAGAAAUGUCUCAGAGGAUUACUUUCACCUUAAGAACAAGUUAAUUAAAAAGACACCCUGACUCAGAAUGCAGGUUUCAUUUACAAGCUUUGAAGAAAAAAAAAAAAAAAAGUUUUAUCUUGAAGUAAGCACAGUUUUUGAAUCUGCACCUUUUUAGAUUUUCCUAAUGCCAUUUUCUGACAGUUGCCCACUGGAGAGAAACACACCAUGAAACUAGUUGUGACUGACAUGCUUCUCAUAAGCACGGUUUGUUUUGCCAUUUCCCAGCUGUACAUCAUCUUACUGAAAAUCAUUCUAUUAGUUGUCACUUUUACAGAAAAAACUGUGCAGAGCUCUAAUGCUCAAGAACAUUUUGUAACAUUCACAUAAACCGUGCAAUUUAUUAGCCUUCACAUAUACAGAGAAGAGCAUAUAUCCUGACAUUUAUUUAAGAAACAAAGAAAAGUAAUCUGAAGAGAGAAAAGUUACUUGAGUUGCUUUGAAGGAAGUCUUUGCAAAGAAAAACUUUCAUAUUUUCCUUCUUCCGUAUAUAACUUCAGCAUAUGUAUAGCAGGCAUGGUACAGAUCCCCAGCACUUAAUUAACAGUGUUUUUUCUAUUAUUAUUAAAUAAAGAUUAGUCCAGAUUCAUCUCUGGUGAAACUCUUACCACUCAGCUAAGUUAUAUCACCAAUGAAAUUUGUCUUCUGAGUCAAUGGGGGACAAAAAAUUAAAAAAAAAAA